AUGGCUUCACAAAAGAAACAAUGUGUCAUUCCUUUUAAGCCAUCCAAUUCAAGUAAUCCGUUUAUAAGUCCCGGGUUUAGAUUUUCUAAUGAAAAGAUGAGGGAAGUCAUUGCCACUUCUAUUAUGGUACAUGAGUAUCCUUUUAGCAUUGUAGAAGACGAUGCUUUUAUAUGGUCAUUUCAGUAUGCGAACCCUGAAUUUCAGAAAGUUUCUCGUAAGACGAUACGAAGUGAUUGCAUAGCAAUAUAUGAAGCAGAAAGAAAAGCAUUGAAGGAAUUAUUAAAGAGUGUGAGCAAGAUUAGCUUGACAACAGAUAUGUGGAAAUCCAGUCAUCAAGUGAUUGAAUAUAUGGUAAUCACUGGUCAUUUUAUAGAUUCUGGGUGGAAGCUUCAGAAAAGGAUUUUAAGCUUUGUCAAGGUGCCUGCUCCAAGGCGAGGAAUUGAUGUAGCCAAUGCCAUUUUCAAAUGUUUGAAGGCUUGGGGGAUCGAAGAUAAAGUGUUCUCAGUAUCAGUUGACAAUGCUUCAUAUAAUGACUCGUGCUUGAGGUAUCUAAAAGACUACAUAUCACGCAGCACCAAGCUUGUCCUCGAUGGAGCUCUAUUUCAUGUUAGAUGUUGUGCACACAUAUUGAAUCUUUUGGUGCAAGAUGGGCUUAGUCGAAUCAAAGAUAUCAUCCAUAAUGUUCGUGAAAGUGUGAAGUAUGUAAACUUCAAUGAUUCAAGAUUGAAGAGUUUUGGUGAAGUAGUUGAACAAAAGCAUCUAAAAGAAAGGAAGUUGAUAAUUGAUUGUCCAACAAGGUGGAAUUCUACAUAUCACAUGUUAGCCGCUGCUUUAAAAUUCAAGAUUGUCUUCUCAGAAUACCAAGAAAGAGAACCUCAUUAUACAUUUGCACCUUCAAAUGAAGAUUGGGAGAAAGUCGAGAAAGUUUGUAAACUUUUAGAGGUUUUCAACUUAGCUACCAAUUUAAUAUCUGGAAGUGAAUAUCCUACUGCCAACUUGUAUCUUUCAGAGGUCUGGAAAGUGAAGCAAGUAAUUGAUGAUGCGACAAAGGAUGAUGAUCUUUUUAUGAUACAAAUGGCAACGCAAAUGAAAGAAAAGUUUGAUAAAUAUUGGGGUGAGUGCAAUCUAUUGAUGGCUGUUGCAAAUGUAUUGGAUCCGAGAGUUAAAUUUCAUGGUGUUGAAAUAUGUUUUCCAAUGAUAUACAAGUCUGAAGAAGUUGCUGCCGAGUAUGUGAACAAAGUGCGUGCUUCACUGCAACAACUAUAUAAUGAUUAUGUGGCCUUAAGUGUUGAAGAAUCAUCCUCAAGUCAGUGCAAUAUGGCUAACAUCUCCUCUGCCACCACCCAAUCUGAAUCUGCGAUAGUUACUGGGUUUGAUCAAAUUAUGAGUCUUGUAAGAGCAAAAGAAGCAAUUCCUGUAUCAAAAUCUGAAUUGGAUGCCUAUCUCGAGGACAUGGUGGAGGAACAACAACAUGAAAUAUAA
Messenger RNA from Andrographis paniculata, 1482 nucleotides. Its product is annotated as zinc finger BED domain-containing protein RICESLEEPER 2-like. Bases 1 to 1482 code for a protein of 493 amino acids. Gene Ontology annotation, molecular function: DNA binding. The transcript has 2 exons. The record is from RefSeq and is a predicted model, not a curated record. Lineage: Eukaryota; Viridiplantae; Streptophyta; Magnoliopsida; Lamiales; Acanthaceae.